AGUGCUCAAACUGUCGAGCCUGAAGCUUGAGCUCUUAAUGCUGACUCAAGCAGACAGGACAGGACACUGCACCCUUCUGUAUCAGGAAAAAACUAAAUUUACAGCAACAUUUCAACAGCUUAGGACAACGACAGCAAUGAAGACAACACUGGCAACUCUGACUCUCUGCCUGGUGGUGCUCAUGGCCACAGGUUUCCCUUUCGAGAGGAAAGGGGGCUCACCCUCCGGCAGUGCUGCCAAGGAGAAGCGUGUACAGUAUGCAGCGUGGGAUGAUGUAAAUGUCAUUGCCCAUGGGCUACUGCAGCUGGGCCAGGGCCUGAAGGAGCACGUAGACAAAACCAAAGUCCAGAUGAGGGACAUUUCCAGCAAGCUGAAGGUCUUCAAUCGCACCGUGGCCGAGCUGGGGAAGGAAAGCCAGAAACUGAGAGUAGAGGGGGAGGCCCUGAAAGCUCGUGCCCAUGGACUGGAGGACAGAGAGGGGCAGCUGCUGAAUGUCACAGCGGGGCUGAGGGAGAAGGCGGAGGAGAUGCAGCAGGAGAGGAGGACGAUGAGCGAGAGGAUGAGCCGGCUGGAAGAGAGGGUGGACAGCAUGCUGCAGGGAGAGACGAUGCUGGCUGACACGAACACCGGUGCCAAGAACAACAGUGAUGCUCGCAACAUCCAGCUGAUGCUAGAGGCUCAGAACAGGCGCAUUGAUCAUCUGGUGGAGAGGAUCAGACUCCAGCAGGAGAAGCUUGACAAGCAGAAUGUGCGCAUCAGGACGUUGCAAAGUCAGAUCCAACAGUCACGACAGAGACCAGCCUUGCGGAGCAGCAACACUGACGGCUCCGAGCAAAGUGGCGCCGCGGAGCAACGCGACUCACCAGUCG
This is a messenger RNA of Micropterus salmoides (largemouth bass), 869 nucleotides long. RefSeq names its product angiopoietin-related protein 4-like. The record is from RefSeq and is a predicted model, not a curated record. Gene Ontology annotation, biological process: triglyceride homeostasis. NCBI's taxonomy places the organism in Eukaryota, Metazoa, Chordata, Actinopteri, Centrarchiformes, Centrarchidae. Gene Ontology annotation, molecular function: enzyme inhibitor activity.